AUGGCGAGACUCUGGAUCAGCUUACUUAACCACGAUGGAGAAUCUGUGCCAUCGCAUGACAUCAUAAGUUCUCAGUUUGAAAAAUAUUCUCCGAAAACUGCACGAGGAUGUAAGAAAUUCAUGAAAAGGAAAGAUUUGGAGGAGUCAAGCUAUCUCAAGGACGAUUGUUUCAGUAUCAGGUGCCAUGUCACCGUCAGGAAUGAGAUCCGCACCUUCAAGACAGGGUCAGGGGUCACGACGUUGGUCGACGUGCCACCGUCCAACUUGCACCGGCACCUGCUCGACCUCCUCACCAGCGGAAAGGGAGGGGACAUAUCUUUUGAGGUGGGCGGUGAAACGUUCCGGGCACAUAGGUACAUCGUCGCUGCUCGGUCCCCGGUCUUCAUGGCGGAGCUCUUGGGUCCUAUGAAAGAGAAGGCGGCAGCCUGCAUACGGAUUGAUGGCAUGGAAGCUAAAGUCUUCAAGGCGAUGCUUCACUUCAUCUAUACCGACUCUUUGCCUAAUAUCGACGAGGAUGAAAUUGUGGGGAUGGCACAACAUUUACUUGUCGCUGCGGAUAGGUAUAACCUGGAGAGGCUCAAGUUGAUGUGCGAAGAGACGUUGUGCAAGUCCAUCAACAAAGACAGCGCGGCGACUACAUUGGCGUUGGCUGAACAACAUGGUUGUGAUGGUCUCAAGAAGGCAUGCUUUGAGUUCCUCACUUCUGUUGACAACCUCAAGGCAGUCAUGGCAAGUGAUGGUUUUGCACAUCUGAAGAGCAGCUGUCCUUCCAUCCUAGAGGUGCUGGUCACCAAUCUUUCUCGCUGA
This is a messenger RNA of Triticum turgidum subsp. durum (durum wheat), 807 nucleotides long. The record is from the annotation of a GenBank genome assembly. Lineage: Eukaryota; Viridiplantae; Streptophyta; Magnoliopsida; Poales; Poaceae.